AGGGUGGAUGCGGUGAGCGGGGGAGUGUCCCGGCCAGAAGGAUGCACCGCUGCAGGACCGGGCGUGCAGGAGCCAGCCCCGGCUAUAUAAGGGGCGCGCACGGCCGCCGCGUCAUAGUCGCCGGCGGAGCGCAGCGACGGACGGUCUCCGCGACAUGUGCGACCCACCGCUCAACGCGACGAACUUCAGUUUUUACGAAAGUUUGUCCGAAGCUAAUUCCACUUUCGCCGCCAACCUUACGCUUUUCGAUUACGUCGUCGAGCAGGUAGCGGGCUUGUUGAACGUCUACUAUACGCCGCUGUUAGUAGUCUUGGGUUCCCUCGGCAAUCUCGUGUCCGUUUUCGUAUUCUACAGCAGCAAACUCCGGUUGCAGUCAACCAGUCAGUAUCUCUCCGCUUUGGCACUAUCCGACACUGUUUUCCUAUUUCAACUGCUGCCGCCUUGGUUAAACGCUCUGCAGAUAACGGGACUGUUUCACUUGUGGGGCUUCUGCCAGGUGUUCGUAUACAUAUCGUACGUGACGUGCUGCUUGAGUGCUUGGUUGGUGGUGGCAUUUACUGUGGAACGGUUCGUGGCGGUGCUGUACCCCUUGCGAAGGAACGCAGUGUGCACAGUAGCGCGGGCACGGCACGUCAUCGGAGCGCUCGCAGCCGCUGCGUUGCUGCUGAACGUACCUGUACUGCGCUUCGCCAUCCCUACCACCAAUGAUUGCAACAUCGACUACACGUAUCUGGAGCAUGCGGCCCGGUUUAAUCUGGUGGAUACUGCGGUUACAUUUACUGUACCACUCGCUGUAAUUAUAAUCCUGAACACAUGGAUAAUGAUCGGGGUAUGGAAGCUGGAGCGAGCGAGGCAUCAACUGAUAAAGGCGGAGCAGCCAGUGGGGAGGCGGCCGCGAGCCACGCGCAUGGUGGGCUGCCCGCGCUCGCAGCAGCGUGUCACCAGGAUGCUGCUCAUCGUGUCGUCCGUGUUCGUCGUGCUUAACCUGCCGGCGUACACCAUGCGUAUCUUAGCCUAUGCUAUCGACCUGAGCGCUGCCGAGUACAGCGGCCGUUGGACAGCGUUGCAGCAGGUGGCGUUGCUGUUCUUCAACAGCAACUUCGGCAUAAACUUUGCGCUGUACUGCCUGAGCGGGCAGAACUUCCGGCGCGCGUUGCGGCAGGCUCUGCCGUGCCUGCGCCGGCGAGCGAGGCGCGGUGUGGCCGUACGCCGACCCACUUCGUUUAACCCGGCGCGUGCGAGCAGCGUCUCAAGUAAGUUUUAUGCUCGCUUCGACUCAUUCACAUAGACCAGUGUUUCCUAACCUUUCGAAUAUUGCUACCCCUGUAACCUAUUAGGAAAACAGAUUUUACCCCGACUUCAAGAUGUUAUCAACAGUUCAAGAAAUUCCAAUCUGGCCGCUACAUCUUCGUCUCUAACAAUGUCAUCAUCAGGAGAAAAUCUCAACCCGCUUCCCACACUCAGCACCGCGGGCUCGCUAGCAAGAAGGAGCGCAUGCUCUAUUUAGUAAUAUUAUUAUAUAGUAUUUUCUUAUUAUUUAGAUUUGACCAAAUAAUUAGGUUCUUU
Molecule: messenger RNA, 1566 nt
Organism: Chilo suppressalis (striped riceborer)
Lineage: Eukaryota; Metazoa; Arthropoda; Insecta; Lepidoptera; Crambidae
Source: the annotation of a GenBank genome assembly